CUUGCAGAACAGAUCAAAGCCGCAGCAUCUUCUGUCUUCUUCCUCGAUACGUAUAAGCAUAUGGUCAUGAAGCUGGGCGAACAACUCAAGGAGAAUCGCGCGGCGCGUGAAGAAAUAGAUGAGGUUAUCGAGCUCAGUCAACCUCGCAUCUUUUCAGAAUGGCUUCGUGCAGACGAUGAUAAACGUGCGGCCAUCGAGAGCGAGCUCAAGCUGGUCAAGACAUGGUGUCGCCUCGAUGUGCGCAGCGAUUGGUAUAGCUUCAGAACGCAGCUCUUCCUGCAAGUCUGUGAUAGCCUGCAGAUCAAUCUGGCUCAGCUUCGCCAAGUCAGUCAGAUCCAUACAUGAGAGAAGCGAGCUCAGAGUACUUACCCAGGACCAAGCACAAGUAGCGAGCUGGGGCGCAAACGUGACGGAGCUGCUGCCGGAUCUUCGUAGCGAGUAUGGCAGACUGAAAGAAGAGCUUGUGCGGGAACAGGCUCGGCAGCGCGAGCUUGACGCAUCAGACAAAGACGAACUCCAUUCGUUGCAUCUCGCCAUCGCAGAGCAGGGAGCGGCUUUGGAGGAGAUUCAGAAAGACCAUGCCGAAGUGCAGGGACAGCUGGAGAGACUGGAGUCGAAGAGCGCCGAUAUCGAUGCAGAGAUGUCGCAUAUGGAAAGCACGAUAGCCAAAAGCACAAGCUACUGUGAUCGCGUUCGCCGGUUCACGCAAACAGAAGUACGACGUCUCAAAGAUGAUUAUGAGGCGCUCGAACGGAUCACUGGCUGUAAGAUUGUCGGCCUACGAUCAGGCCAGAUCAAACUGUGCUUGUGCGAUGAGCUGCAAGUGACCCUAGAUAUAUCGUCAAAGGGCGUCAUCAAGCGCAAGCAUGUCUACUGGCUGCGGGCGCCGUUACAGGAAGAGCAGUACAAGCGAGCGCAAACCAGCGAUGCACUGCAAGAUCGACCUGACCAACUCCUCGCGGCGACCCGUUUCCUCUUCGAUCGUCUUCGUCUAGCCAUCGAGGCUGAUACCGAGACAAGGCCCUACGUGUGUCGUUCGCCAAUUCCAAUAGGCAAAGCUGACGUGCCAGCAGGCACUGAUACGUCAGAUAGUACUGAUGUGGACAGCAGCUAGGCGAUUGAUCGAGGAGCUUCGUCUGCUUCAGUCUCGCUUCCCCAUCAAGGUCAUGGCGCUCAAGAAGCCCUCCAGAGGCAACGCGCCUUACCUUCGCACGACGACCACUGUCUUCUCGCAGCAGAAUCCUGCUGGACCUGCCAGUCUACGGGUGGCAUUCGAGAUGACGGGUGAAGAAAUUACUACGGGAGAUGCAGAUCAUGCCGUCGAAUCCAUCAGUACGACUGUGGACGCCGUUUUCGGCUCUGUAGACAGUGUGAAAGAACUGCAGUAUCGGGUGCUCGAGCGAGUCACUUCUGGCGGUUCCCGCGCGCUGCUGGAAGCUUGUAUGGAACUCGAGUGAAUGCAAUCAGCACUGUUGUAGCAACAAGAUAUACACUAGAUCUUUCGGGGA
This is a messenger RNA of Mixia osmundae IAM 14324, 1508 nucleotides long. RefSeq lists its product as uncharacterized. The transcript has 5 exons. The record is from RefSeq and is a predicted model, not a curated record. Lineage: Eukaryota; Fungi; Basidiomycota; Mixiomycetes; Mixiales; Mixiaceae. Bases 119 to 1114 code for a protein of 331 amino acids. Gene Ontology annotation, biological process: mitotic sister chromatid biorientation; mitotic spindle assembly checkpoint signaling; protein localization to kinetochore.